AUGGGCAAAUUCUGUCCCGAGCUUGAUCGUGAACUCUACCGAGCCCGACUAAGCAAAGAGAAGCUUACAGAUCUGGACAAGCGAGCACACAGGUUGCAAUCGCGAGCUGUACGAAAUCGGGUAUUCGAGGCUUCAGAGUCCAAAUGGGAAGCAGAUGCAUGGCGCGACGUAUUCAGCUUGAUCAGGGACGAUGACACAUUCGAAAUGUUGGACAAGCGACCAUACGAGUUUAUCGAAGAAGACGCAGAUAACAAAUGGUCUUUCAAAAGACGUAUACCUGAUGCUACAAUAGGACUGAGGACCUAUGAUGCCUCAAAUCUCAAGCAUGGUUACGUAUGCGAAGUGGAUAGUUGUACAGCUAACCACGACAGCAUGCAGCCCAACAAAUCUCUACUAGAUACCCGUAUCGAUCUUCAGAUGCAUAACAGGCAAUGCGGAUUGAUAGUUGAUGGGCUAUGGGGUGAAUCAAACCUUAUAUUUCCGUUCGCUGUAUACGAAGCAAAGAAAUGUGCAUCUGCUUGGGAGCAAGCGGAGGAUCAGGUUUACCAUGCUUUCCAGGUCUACCUAGCCAUGCUUGAUGACCUGGCUCGAGACCCCUCGGACGUCACAAGAUAUCAGUGCAAAGAGAGUGAGGACUACCAACUCUUUGGCUUUACCUCUUGUGGGUCAUCCUGGAGAGUCUACAUAGCAUGGUAUUACUUGGAUGGAUGUCACGCGGAAACUAUAUGGGCUGGCGAUGUCACAGACUUCAUGCUGGCGUAUGAGCUCAUCUGUCUCGUCGAUCAAAUCCAUGAUUUCGCUGCCAACCAGCAUCGCAAAUUCGUCAUCAAACAUCUUGAAAGAUGGCUCAUACAUUCCGAGGAACACGAUCCGCUAGUGCAUCAGACAAACGACAUUUCAGAUCUAGCUGAUCCGGAAUGGUUGGAGAUCAAAGAAGCAUGGAAAGAAGCCAGAAAUGCCAAAGCUGCCAGAACUCGUUUGCGGAAUAGACUCAAGAUAUCAGACAAUGCUCUCAAUCGCCAUUCAAAAACACCGCAAAAAGCUAAGAUGACCAAAGUGUCGAGUAAGGUUCAGAUCCAGAACAAGCGUACCCGUGGUCAUCAACCGAAGACGGUGAAUGAUUCGGAACCAAAGCGGCCCCGUGGGCGACCUAGGAAAUCCGCGAAAACGCCAGGAAGUCCACCAUCCAGGACUGCUACUAGAGAACCGCAAAAUCGCGCUUGA
Molecule: messenger RNA, 1224 nt
Organism: Alternaria burnsii
Lineage: Eukaryota; Fungi; Ascomycota; Dothideomycetes; Pleosporales; Pleosporaceae
Exons: 3
Coding region: 1-1224 (407 amino acids)
Source: RefSeq, a predicted model, not a curated record